AUGGCUAUGCUUGCAGUUACUUUCUUGUCCAACAAGUUUAGCGGUUUACGUCUCAAUUUCAACGGUUAUCAAUACAUGAUCAAUUCUCGGAGAGGAGACCGACGCUACUGGAAGUGUAUAAUUCCGGACUGUGCUGCAAGACUCAACACGCAUCAUGAGUUCAUCACAAACUUCGUGCAUCACCACAACCCUGAACCAGAUGCCAUCGACGUUAAAGUACGAAGAAUCAUGGAGAAAAUAAAACAGAGAAGCAAAGAAGAGACCAAACCAGUGCCAGCAAUCUAUAAGGAGGAACGAUGCCGUCUCCGAUCAGAGGAAUUAAUCGAAUCUGAGCCUGAUCAUCACAACGUCACCUCAUCACUCCCGACUUUCUACGCCUGCAAGUCCGCCCUUUACCGCCAACGUGGGAAGGAAAUUCCGAAACUCCAUAUCACACCACAGGAUAUCAUCUUAGAGGGAAAAUGGACCCGUACCAACGCUGGAGACAACUUCCUUGUGGCUGAUGAUGGUGAAGACUCAAGAAUUGUGAUCUUUGGAACAGACAUAAACAUCAACUACCUCGCCGCCAGCAACAGAGUCUACAUGGAUUGA
Magallana angulata is the source of this 591-nucleotide messenger RNA. RefSeq lists its product as uncharacterized. Lineage: Eukaryota; Metazoa; Mollusca; Bivalvia; Ostreida; Ostreidae. The record is from RefSeq and is a predicted model, not a curated record. The coding region runs from base 1 to 591 and encodes 196 amino acids. The transcript has 2 exons.